AUGCAUCAAGCAUGUGACGAAUGCUUGCGUGACGUUGUUUCACAAGACUCGUCACAGAUGUAUGGUAUAUCAUAUCUAUAUGGGAUUCCAUCAAGGAUUUUGACAAGAGUCGAUCCGGCGCAGGCUCCGCGAGCAAGGCAGCGAUUUCCACCUCCUGUCAUGGCCAAGUUGAAUUACACCGACUAUGCAAGCAGGCCGCAUGGGCCUUUUUCCAAUGCAGGACCACUCAGGUUGCCUCUGCAACGUCCGCCGGUCGAGGAGAGGACAUAUCACUCCCCCGCUGUGGAAGAGGCCAUCACAGACAUGACAUCUCAGAUGUGCGACAAGGACCUUGCGCGCCUCUUUGAGAAUUGCUACCCCAACACGCUCGAUACAACGGUGAGAUGGGUUUCGAACUCUACAGAUGCAGCACACAUCAUAGCCGGUGACAUGGACGCCGCAUGGCUGCGAGACAACCUCUGGCAGCUCCAGGCCUACACAUCCCUCCUUUCGUCGAGCGACCCGACCAUCAAGCAUCUGUGGAGAGGUGUACUCUACCAACAAGCACGGUGGGUUGCUCAGUCACCCUACAGUAAUUCGUUCAACCCACCGGCAGCCAGCGGAAUCACCGAAAUCGCCGAGCACGUAGUCGACAUGAGUCAAGACGUCGUAACCCCGCCGACCGAUCCGAAGGUCACUUUCGAAGGUAAAUACGGGCUUGACAGCCUCGCCAGUUUCCUGCGUCUGUCGCGGUUGUACGUCGAGAAGACGGCAGAUGCAACGCUGCUCGAGGAUGAGUGGCUGCGUGGGCUGAAGAGCGUGUUGAAGGUCCUGCAUGAACAGUCAAAACCUACCUUUGAGGAAAGUGGGCGUUUUGCAAAGCCGACGUACUCGUUCCAAAGACCCUCGAACCUGAGCAUGGACUGUGUAACAGGCGGCAUAGGCAAUCCGGUGAAUCGUGGCACUGGGCUGAUCAAAUCGAUCUUUCGAGCCUCGGACGACGCUACCAUACUCCCCUUCCACAUUCCCAGCAACGCCUUCGUCGCGGUGGAAUUGCGGCGGAUUGCAACUCUGCUUACCUCUGUCGACAACGUUUUGGCCAGCGAGUGUGAUCAGCUCGGGAUCGCCGUCGAGGACGGCAUCUACAAGCACGGUGUCCAUCAACAUCCAGUCUAUGGUGCUGUAUUUGCGUACGAAGUGGAUGGCUACGGCUCUCACAUCUUCAUGGAUGACGCGAGUCCUCCGUCGCUGCUCUCGUUGCCGUAUCUGGGGUUUGUACCGGCCGACAAUCCUGUUUACGUGAACACAAGACGUAUGGUUCUCUCGCGCAAAGGCAAUCCAUACUACGUCGUGGGUUCCGAGCUGGAAGGCCAGGGCAGUCCGCAUAUCAACCUGGAGACCAUGUGGCCAAUCGGGACCAUUGUCCAAGCCCUUACAACCGACGUAGACGACGAGAUAAGAUGGUGUCUGGAGACGUUGAAGAAGAGCUCCGCUGGGCUAGGACUUAUCCACGAAGGAGUGGCGGUAAAUGACAGCACCAACUACCUCCGAUCAUGGUAUGCGUGGGGGAAUAGUGCAUUCGGAGAGCUGAUUUUGGAUCUGGCAGAUCGGAAACCUGAGAUAUUGUUCCAGGUGAUGCCCUGA
Molecule: messenger RNA, 1623 nt
Organism: Exophiala spinifera
Lineage: Eukaryota; Fungi; Ascomycota; Eurotiomycetes; Chaetothyriales; Herpotrichiellaceae
Exons: 5
Coding region: 1-1623 (540 amino acids)
Biological process (GO): carbohydrate metabolic process
Source: RefSeq, a predicted model, not a curated record